This is a messenger RNA of Bursaphelenchus xylophilus (pine wood nematode), 2107 nucleotides long. The record is from the annotation of a GenBank genome assembly. Lineage: Eukaryota; Metazoa; Nematoda; Chromadorea; Rhabditida; Aphelenchoididae.
AUGAAUUCGAACGUGAAAUAUCAGAAUCCAUGGGAUCGAUUGGUCAAAAUUGGAGAAGGUAAAUUUCGGUGAGCAAAAAAUUUUAUACUCAAGACUGCAAAAAUGGAAUUUUUAGGACAAAUGAAGGGCAUAAUGACCCAAAUGUUGGGCAUAACAUGAUUUUUGGAGGAAGCUUGGUCUCGAAUGCGGUUCAUUGCUGCUAUGAAGGGGUUCCAAAAGGAUGGCAUUUGAGUAAUCUGCAUUCUUAUUUUUUGAGAGCAGGUAAGUUGUUUUUUUGUUAAAAUUGAAUAGAAGGCAUAUUAAAAAUCAUAAAACAUCAAUUUCGAACGAGGCUUGAAUUUCAAAACAAUGAUUUUGAGACAAAAGACAGCGUUCCGUUGUGGUCUAGUGGUUAGGAUUUGCGGCUCUCACCCGCAAGGCCCGGGUUCGAUUCCCGGCAACGGAAGAACACUUUUUUUGACUUUUUGAAGGGUAAGAUAGCCCAUUUCUUAACCGCAGACGACUUUUUGGUUCAAAAAAUAUUUGGCUACUUUGCUUUUGGUCCAGAAUUUUGAAAAAGUUAAAUUUUUUUGCAUUUUUCAAAGGCAAACCUCUGAAUUCCAGGAAAUGGCGAUCUACCCACUGAAUACGAAGUCCAAACUCUUAGAGAUGGUCGGAAUUUUGUUUUUCGACAAGUAAAUGUCAAACAAGAUGGCAAAUUGAUUUAUUCAGCUCAACUGACCUUUAGGAACGUAGGUUUCUAGAAAUUCCAAAGAUACGUUUUUGCUUAUACCUUGCAGUUUCCAAACAAACUUUUGCUCCCUCAAAUCUCAAUGCCUGAGGUUCCAAAGCCGGAGGAAGUCAAAACGAGUAUUGAAUUGCUCAAUGAAUAUAAGAAGACAAAGCCUGAUGAAAGGCUUUUCGCUAACGCGACGAUGAGAAUUUCUGUGCCAUUCAUUGAGUUGAGGCCAGUUUGUGGAAUGGAUUAUUUGAUUGGCCCGCCGAAGCCAACAAGAAAGCAACUUCUGUGGACCAAAUGGAAAGGGACUCCAGGUAAAAGCAUGCAAACUCAAAAAUAUUCUGUACAACAAAUUGAUUAGCGCUACUUUUCAAAAUAAUUGGCGUUACGACUUUUCGGGUCAACGAUUCUGUGGAUAGCGUCGCUUCGUCGUUAUAUGCACGGGGAGGCUAGGAGAAGGCAUCGUUAGUGGAAAUAACAUGAUUGAUCAGGUCUUACGAUAGCUUAUCACAUAUUUUGACGUGUUUUACAUGUACUCACAUCAAUAAUAUCUGGAGAAAAGUUACGGAUCUUUGUUUUUUGCCAAAAAUUUUGGCUUUUUAUAUGUUACAAUAACUCAGUGUAAAGAAGGCUAAAGUUAGUAGUAACAAAAAUUAGAAAAAGUGGACAUGUUGCAAGUCUUCGCCGAGCGUUCGCCGAGCCUUCGCCAACGGUUUUGCUAGGCCUCGUAAGCAUCUCCAACAACCUUUUUUGGUGUAUUCACCUGCCCUACGCUCCGUAUCGAUCGAUUUUGUGUUGACCCAGAACUGUCGUCGACCCGAAAAGUCGGCACGCGGCGGUGUUUGGCACUACUAAAUAAGAGUAGGCACAAUUUCAAAAAAUUUUAGCUACAAUUUUGAAUCCCUAACUCCCCUAAAAACUUCAAAAUUUUCUAUUUUUUUGGCCAUAGCGUAUUACGUUAAUUCUGUUAUACCAUGCUGUGUUGCACAACGUAUCUAUCUUCAGCCUCUUCAACCGAGCAAUUCGCGGUCACCGCUCUCUCGGCCAUCUCAGAUUUUGGCCUUUCAAUUGCGGGGUCACAAUUCUUCUACAACGUCCCUAUGAAAGUUCAAACAUCCCUUGAUCAAAACGUGUGGAUUCAUCGGACUGAGUAAGCGGCCAUUUUCUCAUUUCUGUUAUCUUUUUGAGCAAAGAAGGAACAAUCUUUAAACGUGAAAAAACAAUUUUAGCUUUGACCUUAACGAAUACAUUUUAUUGGAGCAAAAUGCCGAUUGGCAUUCAGAUGGGAACACCUUCAUCCAGGGAAGAAUCUGGACGCAAAAUGGAACCCUUUUAGCGUCACUUGCUCAAAAUGUUGUUGUUGAGCCCGUCGUAAACAAUAAACUUUAA